AAAAACAAAACUUCAAUAUUUAGAAUGAUUGUUUUAUUGCUUCAUUCCAUUAUUACAGGACUCAGUAGCACAUUCAAGUAUCGUCUAUACCAUGGCCGGAGAACUGAUGUUAGGAGAUUUUUUCACGGACUUCAAUACAAAUGAAUUUGACUCUGUUCAGUCCACUCAAUCGUGGAUGACUGACGUCUUUGAAACUCUUGAUGAUCAGCAAAUCACUCACGAUGAUUUUAUAUUAGAAAAUAUUCCCGAAGAGAUAAAAACUAAGUUGGAUGCUCCUCUCUGUGAUAUUCUGAAAACGGAGACUGUUGCAGAUGAUUUCUUUGUCGGCGAUGAAAUUGAAAUAAGGGAAUCUACUUCCUUGGUCUCCUCAUUCCUAGACGACACAGCUAAUUCUGAUGAAUCUAGUGGCUAUGCAUCUUGUGUGCAGUCUUCGAACAACUGUUCUCCAAACUUGGUCCACAUGAAUAGUGAAUCUUCACGCCCUACAACUCUUCGUAUAGUCCCAACGUCAGAUACAAAGUCCUUUACUACUAACUCACCCCAUAAAAUCCAUGUAACGCGUAUCAAUCCUCCGCAAAAUAACACUACUGUCCAAGCAGUUUUACAGAAAUCCUCUUUUAGGCUUGACGAUAACAAACCCAAUCGUGUCCACUUCAUAUUGAGACCUUUACCCUCAGAUUCAUCGCAUAAAACAGUAUCCUUAGAUGAGAUAAACCUUGAAAACAAAUCUUCAGGAAAGCCCUCUUUCUUAAAUGAGCACUCUAACCUUACCAAUCCUAAAAGUUUAUAUAAAUUAUUGCACGUCAAUAAAAUUGAAGAAGACUCAGUAUAUGAUCGAAGUGGUGUUGUAGAAUCUUUAACGCCAUGCGGAUCCCAGUCGAGUUCAGAGUCUGAUAGUAGAGAUAUUUACGACGAUGACAUGUCAUGCCACGAAAAUCUCAAUGAAUGUUCACUCGACCAGACCGGUUUCAAGAAGUCGCUACUCAGUCAUCAAAACCUGAGCAGUCAUUCUAGAAAUGCUGGUACCAGCAAAGGUCUACCUAGAUUGUCUGAUAUUGAUACUCCAUUCUAUGAUGAUGGUUCAUCCAGUGAUUAUUCACAGUCAACGAAGAUCACACAACAGCGGUUUUUCCAUGAUCAGAUGUAUUCUCGUAUUCGUGGUACUACACGGAUUGGGCAGUCUGACAUCAAUCAUUCUCAUAUGUUGGUACUCACGGAAGAAGAGAAACGUACUUUAAUUGCAGAGGGUUAUUCCAUUCCAACACGUUUACCUUUGUCCAAACAAGACGAACGAAACCUUAAGAAGGUUCGACGAAAAAUUAAAAACAAAAUAAGUGCACAAGAAAGUCGCCGAAAGAAAAAAGAAUAUCUAGAAGCACUAGAAAGAAAAGUCAGUAUUUAUUCACAAGAAAACACUGAUUUAAAACGUCGUGUGGAUGGCUUAGAAAGUACAAAUCGUUCUUUGUUAGGUCAAUUGCGUCUAUUACAGCAACUUGUCAGUAAAUCCAAAGCCAGUAACACUUCAAAUUCGACAUGCUCCACUGAUUCAAACAAAACUGGAAAUCAACCAAAUCAUUUGACUACAAGUAUCAAUGGCUCUGUUGAUCCUUCGACUCGAAUUACUUAUAGUAAUGGUUCACCUUCCACUUGUUUGAUGGUCUUUGCCUUAUGUUUUGCUGCCUUAUGGAUUGGGCAACCUUCGGGAAAUGGCAAUCAAAAUGCAAUGAACUCUGGUCUAAGCUUUACUUUGAGUCCUCAAAAUUCCUUCAAUUUUUGGGUAUCACAAGUUCCGCAGCGUCUGGUAUCUGGUUCACUAUCCCAAAUUGGUUACUCGUUCUCGAAACAACCUCAGUUUAAUGAGUAUAAGCAUAGUUCUUUCGACAAUUUUGAUGUAAAGAAGUCAUAUGACGCCCAGUCUGUGGUGCAUGAUUCACCACAAGAACAAACAUCAAAAUUAGACAGUCAGUUACCUCAACAUUCUUCUCCAGCUACUCAGAAAUUUCAUGGUUAGUUCCCAUUCAUUCUUAUUUUAGUUAAAAUGUAUUCAUUUGAAGUCAGCUUCUUGUAGUUGUAUUACGUGGAUUGAUAUGUCAAGUAAAUCCUGGAGUGAAUUGUUGACUUUUAUCAAUAUCCAUGCAUUAAAUAUGAUAACUAGGUAUACAUACAGAUGAACAAUUAAAUAUAAAAAUGUUGUGUCAAGUAGACCCGAAGCUGAAGUUUUAAUUUGUGGAAGAAGAAAGGUAUUGGGAAGACCCAAUGAAUUCCUUAAAAAUAUCCAGAGGAGCCCUAAAAACGCUGAGAAAAAUAUUUUGUCUAAUCGGCGUUGAAUGAAAGUUUUUCAAAAACAUCUGGAAAGUGGAGAGUCAAGUGUCACAAUUCUGAUUGGAUGAUUGUUGUGUUGAUCACCAAAUUUUAUUGAUUUCUUCAGCUGGUAAUACAUACUGUUCGUAUAUGAUUUGACCUUUCUCUAUGCUCAAUAUUCACGUCAUAAUUUAAGCAAGUUAAGAGACACUUGUGUCUAUUGCUAUGUUAAGCCCACAUAGCUUAUCCUAGAUUCUGGACAGGCCAAUUUAUCCAUUCUUCAGUCACGUUUUGACCUUGUUAAUUAUUCACGUAUCAACCUUGACUGUUUUUAUAUCAGUGUUUUUAUUUGCACUUAUUCUCAUACUCAUCACGUGUCUGUAGCUUAUUUUUACCUGACUAUAUCGAUUAAAGCUUGAUUAAAUCGAGUCGGCCCACACGUCUUCUCCGUUGCACGUCAUUUCGCUUCGCUCUCUUUUUCAUACUCUUUGUCCCUCAAAUGCAUUCAAAAAUCCAUCUUCGUAUUUGACGUAUUUAAUUCCGUUAUUCACUAACGCAAGUUAGGUCAAUAAUUAUAUAGUAGGGUUGGCGACAUUUAUAUCUCAAUAGCAAUCAGAAUCGAUCCAACUGGAGUCAAAUGUAAGGCCUCCAAACACUUCUGAUUAUACCAUUUGUUACAAAGAUUACGAAUUGGUAUAUGCUGAAAUCAUCUUGUACAUCAAUGUCAUACGUUUCGUCAAAUUUAGGAGAUUAAAUAACUCAUUAGUAAGUAAUUUUGUCACACAAAUUGAAUUACUUUGAUCUUCUAUAUGGAAGUUACGUACUUCAAGUCAUUACAUUUAUUUUUGUCUUCCGAUUAUCAUGAAGUUCAUUUCUGGUGUUGUACAAUUCUUUAUUAUUUUGUUCUCACCGUCUGUCUUUGAUAUUCAAAUAGUUGAUCAUCCAGAAGUUAUAUCUUCUGUAUAACAAAUGUAAGUAUUCUAGUUUAUUAUAUGAUAUUAGUUAUAUUGUGUUACUUUUCAUUAACUUUCAGUCCAGCGUUCGAGACUUCUUGGGGAAGCAAGUGAGUUGGAAGAUUGUGGUCCUGCAAAUUCUUUUUGGUCUUAUUUAUUCGGAAAUCCGACCUCAUCCAAACAUCAAAUUUGUGGUCGAAACGAUGAUCUACCCACAACAGAACUUCAGCUUUUUGACGACAUCGAAAGAGAUUUAAUGCUCACUCUGUUACCCAACUCAACAGAUUCUAAAUACUAUUCGAAAUUCAAUGAAUCCAAAAGCUCUUUUCAUGUAACUUGGCCACCUGUGAUAGAAUUAUCUUAAAGUAUCAUCUAAUGAAAUUUACUACUACAACUUUUCAUCUUUCAUGAGGUGGUUCAUGUCACCGUUUGUUGAAGGUGAUACUUUGUUAUGAACCAUUUCAUUGUGUAUGUGAUACUCUCAUUUCCCAUUAGGAAUUACUACUGUCCAGUUUUAACCCAAGUGCUAAUACGUUCAUUUAUCUGUGUUCUAAUAGUAUUUUCUUAUGUGACACUCCAUGAUAAUGUUACAUUUGUGAUCCGUUUUACUCGUGAUUUCUUAAUUUUUUGGGUGAAUGGUUAAGUGUAAUGUGUGUAAUUUUUGUUUUCAUUUUUCUUCUGUUUAUAUAUAAACAACUGUGUAUAUUUAACCUUAUUGGAUAUGCUCCUGACUUUCUAUAUUCUUCAUUCCUUAUUUUUUAUGAUUUACUUCUAUGGAUGACAUGAAUCGUACUUGUAAACUUAUUUACUAGCAUGACUUUCAUCCCUUUGAAUUUUUAACUCCAUAAUAUGAUCGUAAUUUUAUAUCAAUCCACUGUUUGGAUUGGGAUUUUUGAAACAAAUCGGUCAUGUUCAUUCUCCGAAAAAUAAAUAAUAUUCAACUUAAUAAUAUUUUCGACGUCAGAUUUUGUAUAUGUUUAUUUUUGCAUUUACCUUGUGGAGUAAUAAUUCUUUUGUAUUAUUAUUUACUAACAUAUAUUAUUCUCCCUUUUUUGUGUAAGAAACUUUGUUGUGCUACGCUUUUCGCACAUAUACAUCAUGCUCUGUUAGUCUUUUAUUCACUUCUUCGUAAUUGCUUUAAUCUCUGGUUGGUUGAUUUAAAAUAAAUUUCGUCAGGACGCU
Molecule: messenger RNA, 4436 nt
Organism: Schistosoma rodhaini
Lineage: Eukaryota; Metazoa; Platyhelminthes; Trematoda; Strigeidida; Schistosomatidae
Source: the annotation of a GenBank genome assembly